Messenger RNA from Exophiala dermatitidis NIH/UT8656, 1957 nucleotides. RefSeq names its product dolichyl-phosphate beta-glucosyltransferase. The transcript is spliced from 2 exons. Gene Ontology annotation, cellular component: endoplasmic reticulum membrane. The coding region runs from base 219 to 1586 and encodes 455 amino acids. Lineage: Eukaryota; Fungi; Ascomycota; Eurotiomycetes; Chaetothyriales; Herpotrichiellaceae. The record is from RefSeq and is a predicted model, not a curated record.
ACAGUACUACCUGGUAUUUGUAGUACAGUACUACUAGAUGUACCUCUUUCCAAUGCCGGUCGAGUGAUGCCCUGCAUUUGAUACCCUGCAGUGCUUAAAGUUCCUCGCCGUCUCUCACCAAGCCAACGACUACAGGACGGGGGGUUGCUUUGCUUUGAGGACGACACAUCUUCGUGUUUGCCGUGUGCCCGCGGGCUAGGCAUGCAGUCGCCGCCAUCAUGGGUAUCAUGGGCCGACAUUUUGUCGACCUGUAUCCCCGUGAUGCAAACCUUACGUGGAGGCUGGUACCUUUCGUUCUGAUCUGGGCGGCCUUUGCGGUAAUUGUUGUGGUAUGGAUCCUCAUUACGUUGUUCGUCCCCAACCCCCGAAAACCGAGACCAUCCGAAAAGAAAUUCACCACAGUCGACAAGGCGGGCAAUGUGACGGAACCUGAACCGCUGCCCUGCUGGUAUGAUGAGUUAUUGCGCAGAUACGUCAAGGCGCGAGCGGAGGGUCGAGAUGAUGAGCUCGAACUUGAGAAAAAGAUUGAGCCGGCCGAACUAUUUAUGACGCUGGUUGUGCCCGCGUUCAACGAGGAGGACAGGCUCACGGGCAUGUUGGAGGAGGCGGUCAACUUUUUGGAAACCGAGUACGGCUCUUCUGCGGCAAUCGACAGGAAGACAGAGACUACGGAGACAUUUACAGAGACAUCUAUACCUACAAGCAUCAUCGACAACAACGGAAACGACGAGAAAACAGACGGCACAGCAACAACGACACGACGCAGAAAAGCCAAUGGCACCACCACCACCGCUGCGGAUACAUUAUCCACCACAUCUCCAUCAUCACAGCCACGUCGACCGCAGCCACAACUACGAGGCUGGGAAAUCCUAGUCGUAGACGACGGCUCGACAGACUCAACAGUCCUCACAGCACAGACAUUCUCACGCGUGCACAUCCUACCCAAACAACCACGCCGGCUCUCCGGACCCUGGACACACCGCAGCGAGCAAGGGGUCAAAAUCCCACCUGGAUCAAUUCGAAUCGUAUCGCUGGAAGAAAACCGCGGCAAGGGAGGCGCAGUGACACACGGAAUGCGACACGCGCGCGGCCAGUACGUGGUGUUCGCGGACGCCGACGGAGCCAGCAAGUUUUCUGAUCUCAGCAAGCUGGUACAGGCGUGCCGGGAGAUCGAAGACCAAGACGGCCGCGGCGUCGCCGUCGGCUCUCGCGCCCACCUGGUCGGCAGCGAGGCGGUGGUGAAACGGUCGAAAUUGCGUAAUUUUCUUAUGCACUCGUUCCAUCUGUUGCUCAAACUCAUGACGCCGCCGCAGACCGCCCGUAUCAAGGAUACCCAGUGUGGCUUUAAGCUGUUUUCCCGACCGACCUUGCCCUACAUCGUACCCCAUAUGCAUAUGGAUGGUUGGAUCUUUGAUGUCGAAAUGCUCAUGCUGGCGGAGUUCGCGGGCAUUCCUGUUGCCGAGGUGCCCGUCGGCUGGAAGGAGGUCGUGGGAAGUAAGUUGAAUGUCGUUAGGGAUAGUAUUGGUAUGGCGGUGGGGUUGGCUGUCUUGAGAAUAUGCUGGAGCACGGGGAUCUAUAGAAGAUAACAACGAUGAACUCUUGAAGCUGAGAUAACCGAAAAUCGAAAGGAACCAAUUUGGAUCUCUUCGAACCAGUGUCGAGACCAGUAUGAGAAUGAGGGUUUAUUAAUCCCUUGCAAUGCAAUGCAGUGGGAUCCGUCUCGUUUUGCGACGCGUGCUGGCUGAUAAAGACAAGAGAGAACCCAAACUAUACCUGCUAGUUCUCUUCCAAGGUCCUGCACUCAAUUGGCAUCAUGAAUGCGUCGACCUGCUACCCACAUACUACUGUAUCUACCUUAGGUACCUGGGUAGGUAGGUAGGUACUCUGCCUUUCUCAGGCCGACUCGCCAGCUUGAGUUGCCAUCAGUGAUGCAGUGAUUUGAUCGAAAUAUUUUAUU